Molecule: messenger RNA, 5044 nt
Organism: Pantherophis guttatus
Lineage: Eukaryota; Metazoa; Chordata; Lepidosauria; Squamata; Colubridae
Source: RefSeq, a predicted model, not a curated record
AUGAGAGAGAGGGAGGGAGAGAGAGGAUUUGCAGCCCACGUCCUUCCCUUGGACAGCCUCCCGGGGGGGGGGGGAGAGAGGAGGGUGUGGGGCGUGGAUGGCUCCCAGAUGCUUUACGCUGAGAUGCUUUACUUGCAGCGCCGUUCUUUCCUUUUCAUCCUUGGCCUGCUUGUUUUUUUUUUUUUUAAAAAAAAGAACACCGACGACCGCUCCAUCGAAAUUCAGCAGCAUUCGAAGUCCCCUUUUGAAUUCGUGGAUUCUGGAGUGGCUCCAGCCAUUUUUGUUUGUUUGUUUGUUUGUUUUCUCCACCUGAAAGCAGCAGAAAGCAUUAAGGAGUUAAGCUUUUCCCGUGGCAUAGUGGAAAUGCUAGAUUAUCUGUUGUUCUCCUCCUGUUUUCCUUUUCCCUUUCCUUUCCUUUCCUUUCCUUUCCUUUCCUUUCCUUACCUUACCUUACCUUACCUUUCCUUUCCUUUCCUUUCCUUUCUUUUCCUUUCCUUUCUUUUCCUUUCCUUUCCUUUCCUUUCCUUUCCUUACCUUUCCUUCUCCAUUCUCUUCUUUUCCUUCCUUCCUUCCUCCACUCCUUCCUUCCUUUCUUUCUUUCUUUCUUUCUUUCUUUUUUCCUUCCUCCCUCCCUCUCCUUCCUUCCUUCCUUUCUCUCUCUCUCUCUUUCUUCCUUCCUUUCUCUUUCUUUUUUUUCUUUCUUUCUCUCUCUCUCUCUCUUUCUUUCUUUCUCCCUCCAUCUUUCCUUCCUCCCCUUUCCUUCUCCUCCUCUGCUGUCCUUCCUUCUCCCUCUCCUCUUCCCUAACUUCCUCCUCCAUCCUCUUGAACCCAAUCAGGGUUUUUAACCUUCAAUCCCCAGGGAUGCUGUAUCUGUAUUUGGUAGCUGAACUUCUCCAUCUUCCGUUAGAUUUUUUUUUUCCUUCCUGCUUCUGAUUGACUCAUCUGGAAAGGAAACAUUUGCCAACCCCCCCCCCCCCCAAAUUAUGUAUUUGGAUGGAUUUUUCCUUCUUGGCUAUAUGCAACUACAAUGGCUUUCCAUCAAGCUUGGGACCUCAGCUCCGUACCUGAAGGCCUUUUCAACCAUGCGUUCUCUUUCCCUUUUGCGCGAGAGACACAAGCUUUAGAAAUCAACCAAGAUAGAAGAGAGAUCAGAACAGCUAUUUCCCCAUUGCCCCAUUCCCAAAUCCCCAACGUGUGGAAAUCAUUUCGAGAUCUUCCCAAAUCUGCCCCCCUCGCUCUCCAAACCAGGGCAUUCAUGCCGUUUUUUUAAUUUCUAUAUGCGAUUUAUUUUCGUGACAUUUUUUAAGACAAGGGAGUAUGGGAACGUAAAGCUUCUCUCAAGUUUUCUGCUAAAUCCGCUGCUUUGCCGGAAAAGUGUUUUUUUUUUUUUCUUUCAAUCUUGAAGAGGUGUGGACUUCAACUCCCAGAGUUACCUCUCUCUCUCUCUCUCUCUCUCUCUCUCUCUCCCAAAGCAGGCUUUUCAGCAUGAAUUCUGGGAGUUGAAGUCUGCAGAUCUUAAAGCAGGCUGGCUGGGGAAUUCUGGGAGUUGAAGUCCACCCAUCUUCAAAGUUGCUGAGGUUGAAAAAACAGUUGACUUCCAGGCAUAUGUUUUAUUUGAUUGUGGAUUGAACGUGGGAAAGAUGCUUUUCUCUUUCCCUUCUUCCCAUUUUCCUUCCGCUCUCCCCUCCACCCUCCUCUGCUCAUCCUUGACUCUGCAUUCCUUCCUUUGCUUUAGCUAAUUCUGUUUUUUUCUUUCCAAGCUCUCUCUCACCCCUUCCAUCCAUCCUGUUUCUCAUCCAGCAGUCCCGUUUCUGCAGAAACAGAGCAGAAGUGUCUCUCGGUAACAAACCAAGGGCUUUGUUUUCAAAUUCCUGCAAAGAUAAUUAAUAAAUAAAUAAAUAAAUAAAUAAAUAAACCAUAGCAUGCAGGGAGGUUUUGACAUUUUUUUCCCUCCUUCUCUCUCCUUCCCAACUUGAUAGCUAAAAAUGACAAAAGCACCUUUUUGCACGAUCAUUGUUGGAAAAAUAGAUUUAAGUAGGGGAGUUCUGCAUACGGGUUUGGUUUUUUUAAGAGAAAAAAACGCAGGAGUCAUCAGUAAGCCUAGCAUCUUGCAAAUGGCCACAACCCUCACAAGAGACAUUCCCUAUGACUGAGAGUCCAAGCCAUUAAAAAAAAAAACCUCUGCUUUAGCUAAGGUGUCCCACCAGCCUCUUGGUUGGCGGUUCCAAACACCACAUUUUUUGGAGUGGGUGGGAAACAUAAUGCAAAAACUUCAGAAGCAGACAAGCUUGGACUCAGACCUGCUGUCCAAAAGAGACGAUUUUUGAAUUUCGAAUUCCGGUAGCUGUCCAAAUGUCCUUUUUAGCAUUUGUUUUUCUACAAGAGCUUUUGUCAAUAACGUUGGCUUCGUCAGCUCCUCGGUUUCAUCGGCGUGCAUUUUGAGAUCCCUUCCCAACCAUUUCCAGAGGUUUAAAAUGGAGGGGCUUUUCAGAGCAUUGCUGGGGAGAGGGAGCAGUGUUGUUUUUUUAAAAAAAAUGGCACUGAAAUUUGGGGUGGGACAAAACUCUCUACUGCUUUAAUCAUUUGGAGUUUAGUAAUUCUUCGAUAUUUGCCUUUGGAACUCUGCCAAACUUUUUGUGCAUUUUGAACCUUAGUUUUACUCCCUGUAAUUCUCGCAUUUUAAAAAAAAAUUUUUUUUUUUUGCUUCCUUCUAUGCCUCUGCUUAAAAAAUAUUGCAAGCUGCAGAAUUUCUCACACAAAACGCCUCGAAAACAUUUGAAUUUGACCCGGCCAGCUCCGUGCAAAAAUUAAAUUGCAAUCUUGGCGUAAUUGCUUUGCUUUUCCUUUAAUUUUUCCCUUCCUUUGUGCAAUGAUUAGCAAAUUGCAAUCCUGUUUCUUUUAGUGGCGUGUAACUGCUUUGCGCCCGGGGUGAGUUUUUAUUUUUAUACUGUUUUCUUCGUCUGGCCGAAUUUUUGGCCGUUUUUUCUUUCAAGUUGCGAGGCAGCUAGAUUGAUUGUUAGAUGCAAAACGAGCAUCGUAAACCUUCUGGUGGGAAUUUAAAUCAGAACUGCAACUCUUAGGAUAGAGGAUCGUUCUGCCUUUCAGCUGUUUUCUUCCACUCCAGCAAAAUUUAAAAACAAAACAAAACACUAGAAUUUAUUUAUACGUAUUUGAUGUUGUAGGUGAAAAGAAUUAAAUACUUCACUGAUCUAUUUAUAUAAUGUCUGGAUUUAUUCUGCACAGGUCAGGCCAAGAAAGGGUCCAUAGAUUUUUUUCUAUUUUAUCAAAACUCGCUUUUUGAUUCUAAAGCUUUUUAAACCGUAGCCGUUUAAAUUGUUGGCAAAAUCUUCUCGCUUUGUUUUUGUCUGCUGGAACCCUCCCCAAACUCGGCGGCUCACAAUAUCGUGAUGUUCUUGAAAGAAAACUAAACCCAUCUCGGUUUCCUUCACUACAAAUUCAACAAAUUUUUUUGUGCGUGUUUUGUGUGAACCUUGAGUUGCAAGCAAAAAGUUUUCGGAUCCUUAUUUCUGAAUGCAGCCGCUGUGAUUUUGCGUCCGAUCGGCGUGUCGGUGAGAGGAAGAGGGGAGCGAUUCGGCACAAGCAAUUUUCUCCUGCAUGAACUGUGUAAACACCAAAAUUUGGAUAUUGGCAAGGACGGUUGUUGUUUUUUUUCCCCUCCUACCGAAAGGAAAGAAGAUUGGAUCACUUCCCAAGAUUGCGCCUGUCAAAUUUCAGCUCUGCACAUGAUAUUCAGGGGGGAAAAAAGAAAAAAAAAUCAGAACGAAAGAACCGCAGUCCGUUUAUAAACCAGAAACAAGCUAAUAAGCGCUUCUUUUGAUCAUUAUUAUUAUUUUUUCCUCAAAGUCUUUUUAAAGCACUGGGUUUCAGCUGCAGUUUGUGUUUUCGUUCAGCUACAUGAUGCCUGUAAAUAGAAUUUUAAAUCCUGCAUUUCACCACUUCCUCUCUCUCGCAUUUCAAUUUGGGCCUAAUUUCCCCCCCCCCUUGUAAAAACUCCGAAAAUUGUUCUUUAAACUGAAGGUGUGUGAAAGAGAGAAAAAGGGAGAGGCUAAAGUUUUAAAAGAUGAACUGACACACAUUUGUAGAUUGUAGUUAACAUAGAUCUUUUCCCUUCUUGCCUUCUGCAAAAGGACCCUCCAUAUUCCUGGCUCUUCUUUUAUUUUUUCAGAGAGUUAUAGAUGGAAAAAACCCAUCAAUUUAAAAGUUUAUCCUUAGCCACAAGACUUCCUUGCAUGCCAUUUUAAUCCCCCCUCCCCUUUUCCUUUGUGUCCUUUAGCCUUCGGUGUGAUGCAAAAAAAAAUCCUCUUUCCGUGUCACCUCAAAAUAUGGCAGGCAGAUUUAAUUUAAUUAGCUUUCAUCCGAUUGGAAAGCUGAUUCAAAGCGCUUGGCUUUAAUUUGUCCUGUGGCUUUUAAAGAGCAUUUUUUCGCCAGAGAUGUGCCGGACUGAAAAUUGUGGGUAUCGUAAGCGCUAACACAACACUUGGUCGUCGACAGAAGGCUGAACUGCUUAAAAGUCCGUCGAAGAUGAUCAACAGAAGCUGAAUAAGAUGAUGUUCAUAGCAAAAGUUUCUUCUCUCGUCCUGUAUAAAUCACAUUCUUUUUUUAAAAUUUUAUUUUAAAGAUGGUAUCGUACCUGUUCAUGUUUUAAUCUUGCAAACCUGUACAGUAAAAUCUUUUUUUGUUUGUUUGUUUUUGUUUUGUUUUUUUGGGUGGGGGGCUUCUCCUGUGUUUUGUCUUUUCAUGUAGAGCAGAUAUUUGAAAGGGCAAACGGUGAAUAACAUUUGCAGACACGCGACACGUUUUAAAAUCUUUCGGAGAACUGCCAAGGCCGGUAAAAGACAGUUCUCGUUCGCCCUUUUAUGGGGUGGUUUUUCUUUUUUGGGGAGGGUUUUCGUUUUUGUUUGGGUUUUUUUUUUUUCUUCCAGUUUCUAUGGUUUCUCCUUUCAAAUAUGUGAUUGUAUUAGCUCUUUCCAUACGAAAGAAUUAUCCUUAUUUAAAUUAAAAAAAAAUAAAGAAAUAAAAGUGA